Penicillium atrosanguineum is the source of this 1062-nucleotide messenger RNA. Its product is annotated as Mpv17/PMP22 family protein. The transcript is spliced from 2 exons. The record is from RefSeq and is a predicted model, not a curated record. NCBI's taxonomy places the organism in Eukaryota, Fungi, Ascomycota, Eurotiomycetes, Eurotiales, Aspergillaceae. Bases 1 to 1062 code for a protein of 353 amino acids. Gene Ontology annotation, cellular component: mitochondrion; membrane; cytoplasm.
AUGAGCCUCUUCCAGAAGGGACUCGGCGCCCAGGCGACUGCGUUUGCGACCAGACCGCGACCGAUCACCCCUGGAGUCCGAUCUCCGCUGCGGCGAGUGCGACAGCCACGGCACAAUUCCUCGCACUCCAAACCCGAGCCACCCACAGAGGGGGAGAUCAUUGAGGGUGGAUUACUGGUGAACAAGAAUGCGCCUGCGAAAUCGUCCCAGUCCACUUCUCCUUCCUCGUCCCCGUCACAAUCGCCCUCAGCUACACCCUCGGCCCAACCUGUGAACACUGCUGCUGGUGCUGCUGGUGCAGCGACCUCACCUGCUGCAGCGACUGCUGUUACGAAGAGGGGAUUGCGCGAUGUUAUCAGUGCGGGCCCGCUGGGACGGUUUGGGAGGUGGUACUCCCGCGUGCAGGAGCGUAAGCCUUAUACAACGCAGUUGUACAGUUCGGUUAUCAUUUAUCUAUGCGGAGACUUGAGCGCACAGCUUUUCUUCCCCUCGGAGGCACCCCCACCGGCGAAGGGUGAGCAAGAUGAGUCCAAGGACGAGGAUGACAAGGAGGAGCGGCGUGGUGGAUAUGAUCCAUGGCGAACGGUACGACACUUAAUUGUUGGAACGGGGUCUAGUAUCCCGUCAUAUAACUGGUUCAUGUUCCUCCACAAUCAUUUCAACUACUCGUCCAAAAUUCUCUCGGUCUUGACCAAGGUCAUCGUGCAGCAGAUAUGCUUCACGCCGGUGUUUAACACAUACUUCUUCAGCAUGCAUUCCCUUCUAGCCGGCGCAUCUCUAGAGGAAACCUGGGAGCGCCUGAAGAAGGCUCUCCCCGUCAGUGUCACCAACAGCGUCAAGCUCUGGCCGGCCGUGACGGCUUUCAGCUUCAUGUAUGUGCCGGCGCAGUUCCGCAAUGUAUUCUCCGGAGUUAUUGCAGUCGGUUGGCAGACCUACUUGAGUUGGUUGAACCAAAAGGCGGCCCGUGAGGUUCUUGCGGCUGAACUUGCGGCCGAGGAGGGUGCGUCUGUUGUAUCGAGGCCAAUGACUGGGGGUAUGAUUGCUGCAGCGGGCACUGCAUGA